UUCUACUUUACACAUUGCAUUCCGUAAAUUUGUGAGCGAUGAAGAAAACGAGGCAGUUUUCUGACAGCUGUUCUUCGGUUAUGUUCGUGAUGUUUGUGAUGUCGUGUUUCUUGGUUCUCUUUAGUUAUACGGACAGUUUGUCGCACGUAAAUAAUGCCCUUCGAAUUCAAAACACUUUCUUUUCCGAGGCAGAAAACGAUGAAUUUGAAGUUGUACGUUACACUUGGAAAUGUGAAAGUAAUAAGUGCGUCAGGUACCAUACUAAUACACAGGAAGUUUCUCUAAACACAUGUAACAUGAUGUGCUCGCAACCCUCGCUUUGGCCAAAACCUGAGAAAGUUAUAGUCACAUAUAAGAAUUCUACAGUUAUAGACAAGACGAGAAUCUCGUUUAAUUUUUCGACACAAUGGCAAGUGUAUAAUAUGUUGAUAAACACGACUGAUUUGUUCAAAAGAAAUCUUGAACUGUUGAAACCCGGGAAUCAAACUACACCUAGAGCUACUUUACAUAUAAUCAUAAGUAUCCAGGAUACGACUACUGAUAAAUUAAAAUUAGGCACAAACGAAAAAUAUCACUUAGUAGUUGAAAAUAAUGAUAAUUUAGAAGCGGUCAUUGUGGCUGAAACUUACUUCGGGGCGAGACACGCACUCGAAACUCUUUCACAGUUGAUUUGGUACGAUGACGUCAUUGAUGAAUUAAGAAUACUUCACAAUGUUGACAUAAUAGAUUCUCCAAAGUUUCCCCAUAGGGGUGUGAUGAUCGAUACUGCUCGAAAUUAUUUUCCUCUUGAUUUAAUUAAAAAAGUCGUUGAUGGAAUGGCAAUGUCAAAGUUAAAUGUUUUACAUUUACACGUCACUGAUGCAGUGAGUUUUCCUAUUGUUUUACCAAGAGUUAAACAACUUGCUGCGUUUGGUGCCUACGGCCGUGACAUGAUUUACUCUCCUGAAGACAUAAAAAACUUAGUGCAGUAUUCUCUUACAAGAGGUAUCAAAGUUUUGUUAGAAGUGGACGCUCCUGGUCAUGUAAAUGCAGGUUGGAAUUUUGCUGGAGAGAGUUUAAACAAGAAAUACGUGAUUUGUGGAGAAAGUGAUAUUUUGAACGGACAUCUAAACCCAGAUAACGACGAAGCAUUGUUAGUAUUGGAGGACAUAUACAACGAUUUAUUGGAACUGAGUGGAUACAAUGAGAUGUUUCAUAUGGGUUCGGAUGAGGUGAACUUAACUUGUUGGAAAGGCACACAAGCCGUGAAAACUAAGAAGGCAGAAAAUUCUAUGAAGCAAUUUUGGGCAAGCUACACAAAUCAAAUGCUAGAACGAUUGAAAAUAGCAAACGAUGGACGUUACCCUGAUCAUAUCAUAAUGUGGUCCAGUCCUUUAACAGAAUCUUCAGAACUAGAUACCCUAGAUGUUAAAGUCACCAUCCAGCACUGGCUUGGUAAUCCUAGUUCAAUUCUCAGAAGAGGUCAUAAAGUGAUCUAUUCAACAGUAGGCCAAUGGUACUUAGAUUGUGGCUUUGGCAUGUGGAAACCUAGUAUGACAAGUGGCGUUUGUGAUCCUUAUACGCCUUGGCAAAAAUUCUAUAAACACAGACCGUGGGUAAUCAACGGUUAUCGGGAACUAGCUCUAGGUGGUGAAGUUUGCCUCUGGACCGAAGAAGUCGAAGUCGACUCUCUAGAAACUCGAAUAUGGCCGAGAUCAGCCGCUUUUGCGGAAAGAGUCUGGAGUGAUCCCGACACAAUGAACGACUAUGACGUUUACAGCCGCCUAGUGUCUUUUGUUGACAGGCUGAGAUCCAGAGGUAUAAAGUCUUCAGCGAUGUGGCCGCGCUGGUGCUCACAGAAUCCGGGUAAGUGUUGAUGGGAGUCCUACAUCAUCUGAAUGUCUCACGGGAACUCAUCUUUGACCCAUAUAAACAAUGCGGGCCCUUCCGUUUCCGCAAAAGUUGGAGAGCCUCAUCAAGUGCUUGCGGCAACACACUCAUCGCUCUGUGUGGUGCACGCCCAUCAAAAACAAGAAAACAUUCAGUGUACGAUGGUUAGAGUGGCUAUUGUAAGUGUUGAGUACUAGAAUAACCUUAAUACCGGUCUAUUUAUAUUUUUUAUACAAUUUGUAGAAUAUGUUUAUUAAAAAAACACGAGUUAUUUUCUGGGGGUGGAUAAUGUGGGUGUCAUGGGUUUCUUUUGGGAAUGUCAGAAGCUAUAAGCAUCGUCCGAUUUAAGCCGAUACCGGCUACUGUAAAAGAACUUGCGAAGUAAAAGAUUUUGUGAAAGAUUGAGUCCGGCUUUUGUGUUUGUAAUGUCAGGUAAGCAAGGCUAGAAACGCCAUCACUAAUGAGCAUUGUGCUGUUAGCAAACAAAUGGCGGUUUCUCUGAUCUUGAUGCACAAAAGUUUCAGAUCUGUAUUAACUUCCACUGUUAUGAGCGGGUUGACAAAUCGGUCGACAGAUAAGUUAGUUGGGUUUAAAAAUCAAUUUAUUCGCUAUAUAAAGCAUGGUUUAUACGUUGCGCUAAAUUAACGUAAAAAAAUGAACGCUGUGACCACGUUGAUGACGAUUGGCGUAAUUAAGUUUUAUGUUGGUGGUGCUGGUUGUGAAAUCUAGGUUACACUUUAUUGAUUUAGACUAUGAAAAUAUCGCACGCUUUUUCCCACUUCACAUUGUGGUUGCCCCCUAAAAUUAAAAUGGAUGUCAUAAUCAUGUGACAUGCGAAGGGCUAUAAGACCAACAAUAAUUUGAAUAAUUAUUGAAUGUCAACCACCGUUUAGUUGUUACAUAAUCCCUUUCAGAGGAUAAUAUUGAGAGGGGCUUUAUGAUGGACAGUGACGUGUAUAAGUCUUUAGCACAUCUGUUAAAUAUAAAAAAUAUGAGUAUUAAAUUAGUACGUUUCUAAAGCUUAUUAUAGAUUAUUAUUAUUGAUACUUAUUAUUAGUUCGCUCUAAUAAAACAAUAGCUGGAACAAUUUAGACUAUUAUUUUUAUUAUCAUUAGUUUACCGCUAUUACAUAGUUGGACAUCUCAGAAAUGCAUUCGAUAAUUAAUAUUGCUAUCAUUAUCACAGUAAUUAAUUUGAUGAGACUUAUUUUUCGAAAUCUAGAAAUUCGUAACUGCUUAUCCACAUUGGUUACUACGUUAACCCUUAAGAACUGACACCCGCGUUUAGUGCACUAACACUGACAUGGAGUGUCACAGACUCCGAUUUAAAAAAUUAUUAAUACUUAUUUAAUAAUUAAUUUUGUUAUUGCGGUUUAUAUGUAAGUACUUAAAGAUGAGUUCCAUUAACAAAAACUUGUUCAAAUUACCUGAUAGAAAAAUUUAAAAUAACAUGCAUCAUAACAAUGUAAAUAAAUGACACUUGUUUUGA
Messenger RNA from Zophobas morio, 3357 nucleotides. It is a transcript of the gene Nag3, whose product is annotated as probable beta-hexosaminidase fdl. The coding region runs from base 39 to 1856 and encodes 605 amino acids. Gene Ontology annotation, molecular function: beta-N-acetylglucosaminidase activity. The transcript is spliced from 2 exons. NCBI's taxonomy places the organism in Eukaryota, Metazoa, Arthropoda, Insecta, Coleoptera, Tenebrionidae. Gene Ontology annotation, cellular component: plasma membrane; lysosome. Gene Ontology annotation, biological process: carbohydrate metabolic process; ganglioside catabolic process; glycosaminoglycan metabolic process. The record is from RefSeq and is a predicted model, not a curated record.